AUGUCGCGCUCCCGCCUGGGGUUCCUCGUGCACCGAGGAUCCGCUGGGGCGACCACUGGCGCUCGGCGCCACGGGAUCCCCGGGCGACUCCGCCUCUCGCCGGCCCUUGGUGCGCAGGCGCGCCAGCGGGGCUGCGCUGCCCGGGAGCUGGCGGCGCGCGGCUCUGCUCCGUGGUGUCUGAUCGCGGCCCGAGCCUGCGCUGGACACAUAUGUCGAGUGUGUCGGUCGGAAGGCACCCCGGAGAAACCUCUUUACCAUCCCUGUGUGUGCACCGGCAGCAUCAAGUUUAUCCAUCAGGAAUGCUUAGUUCAGUGGCUGAAACACAGUCGAAAGGAAUACUGUGAAUUAUGCAAGCACAGAUUUGCCUUCACGCCCAUUUACUCCCCAGAUAUGCCUUCACGGCUGCCCAUCCAAGACAUCUUUGCCGGCCUGGUGACGAGUAUCGGCACCGCGAUACGGUACUGGUUCCACUACACACUCGUGGCCUUUGCCUGGUUGGGAGUCGUCCCUCUUACCGCUUUGACGGUGUGGACUCCUGCCGUGCAGUCUCCUCCUGGGUCCCCCAUCCCCGUUCCGGAGAACUUGCUGGCAGACUGCCUGCAAGGCUGCUUCGUGGUCACGUGCACACUGUGUGCCUUCAUCAGCCUGGUGUGGCUGCGUGAGCAGAUCGUCCACGGGGGCGCCCCCAUCUGGCUGGAGCACGCAGCCCCGCCGUUCAACGCAGCAGGGCACCACCAGCACGAGGUGCCAGCAGGAGGGAACGGAGCUGACAACGCUGCCCCCGAGCAGCCUGCCAACCCCCCAGCGGAGAACGCCGUGGUGGGGGAGAACCCUGACGCGCAGGACGACCAGGCCGAGGAGGAGGAGGACAACGAGGAGGAGGACGAUGCGGGCGUGGAGGAUGCAGCCGACGCCAACAACGGGGCCCCAGAUGACAUGAACUGGAACGCGCUGGAGUGGGACCGGGCUGCGGAGGAGCUCACGUGGGAGAGGAUGCUAGGCCUCGACGGAUCACUCGUGUUUCUCGAGCAUGUGUUCUGGGUGGUGUCUCUGAAUACACUGUUCAUCCUUGUUUUUGCCUUCUGCCCUUACCACAUUGGCCAUUUCUCCCUUGUUGGUUUGGGAUUUGAAGAACACGUGCAGGCAUCUCAUUUUGAAGGGCUGAUCACGACCAUCGUCGGGUACAUACUUUUGGCAGUCACACUCAUCGUCUGCCACUUAACUGUAACCCUUUCUCCACACUCGGUGGCCGCACUGAUGGCACUUUGUCCCCCCCAGGUCUCAUUGCUGGUGGUAGUGGAAAUUGGCGUGUUCCCGCUCAUCUGCGGCUGGUGGCUGGACAUCUGUUCCCUGGAGAUGUUUGAUGCCACUCUGAAGGACCGAGAGCUGAGCUUCCAGUCAGCCCCAGGCACCACCAUGUUCUUGCACUGGCUGGUGGGGAUGGUGUAUGUGUUCUACUUUGCCUCCUUCAUCCUACUGCUGAGAGAGGCCCUGGGCUGUGCCUUGUGCUGUGCCCUGCGUCAGGCACUGGGCUACCGUGAUAGGAAGGACACGAUUCCCCCACCCUCCAUGUCCCUGUGUGCACCCGGCUCAGCGCCCACAGCUGAGCGCCCCCUGGUGUCCACAGGUGUGACUGCGGAAAUGCAGAACCUGGUGCAGCGGCGAAUCUACCCGUUCCUGCUGAUGGUCGUCGUCCUGAUGGGCAUCCUGUCCUUCCAGGUCCGCCAGUUCCGGCGCCUCUACGAGCACAUCAAGAAUGACAAGUACCUUGUGGGGCAGCGCCUGGUGAACUACGAGCGCAAGUCGGGCAAGCCAGGCAGUUCGCCGCCGCCGCCGCCGCUGUCCCAGGAGUAA
Messenger RNA from Orycteropus afer afer, 1854 nucleotides. It is a transcript of the gene MARCHF6, whose product is annotated as membrane associated ring-CH-type finger 6. Gene Ontology annotation, molecular function: zinc ion binding. Lineage: Eukaryota; Metazoa; Chordata; Mammalia; Tubulidentata; Orycteropodidae. The transcript is spliced from 17 exons. Bases 1 to 1854 code for a protein of 617 amino acids. Gene Ontology annotation, cellular component: endoplasmic reticulum membrane. The record is from RefSeq and is a predicted model, not a curated record.